Molecule: messenger RNA, 670 nt
Organism: Zingiber officinale
Lineage: Eukaryota; Viridiplantae; Streptophyta; Magnoliopsida; Zingiberales; Zingiberaceae
Product: pto-interacting protein 1-like
Exons: 6
Coding region: 1-609 (202 amino acids)
Biological process (GO): protein phosphorylation
Molecular function (GO): ATP binding; protein tyrosine kinase activity
Source: RefSeq, a predicted model, not a curated record
AUGACCCAUGGAGGACGAGGUGACAGAGUUGCAUUCCAUCCCCCCGACGCCGCCAUGGCCGCAGAUCUGAAGAGAGAGCGAAAUGAUGGAGCCUAUCUUUCUGCCAAUACUCCUUCUAAGGGUGCUCAAACUGUUAAGCUGCAACCUAUUGCAGUCCCAGCUAUUCCUGUUGACGAGAUAAGGGAGAUCACAAAAUAUUUUAGUGAUGAAGCUUUGAUUUGGGAGGGUUCAUUUGGUAGAGUGUAUUUUGGUGUCCUAAAGAAUGAGAGAAGCACAACGGUAAAAAAAUUAGAUUCAAGCAAGCAGCCAGACCAAGAGUUUUUGGCACAGGUUUCCAUGGUGUCACGGCUGAAGCAUGAGAAUGUCGUGGAGUUAGUUGGUUACAGUGUUGAAGGAAAUCUCCGUCUGUUAGCAUAUGAGUUUGCUACAAUGGGGUCUCUCCAUGACAUUCUUCAUGGACGAAAAGGAGUUAAAGGAGCACAACCAGGACCAGUGUUGUCAUGGCUCCAAAGAGUUAAAAUUGCUGUCAGAGCAGCAAAAGGAUUGGAAUACCUGCAUGAGAAAGCCCAGCCUCAUAUCAUUCAUCGUGAUAUAAAGUCAAGAAAGUGAAAGUGAGGAUGAUGGUCUUGACAUGGGUGAUGAUGAUGAUGAUGUUGAGGAACCUGAAAAU